This is a messenger RNA of Hemibagrus wyckioides, 5399 nucleotides long. RefSeq names its product WAPL cohesin release factor a (gene wapla). The record is from RefSeq and is a predicted model, not a curated record. The transcript has 20 exons. Lineage: Eukaryota; Metazoa; Chordata; Actinopteri; Siluriformes; Bagridae. The coding region runs from base 257 to 3436 and encodes 1059 amino acids. Gene Ontology annotation, biological process: regulation of chromosome condensation.
CGGUUAAUCGUGAGACCGGAGGAGGCGGGGAUUAUCAUUCAUGGCGCGUCAUAGUCGAGCGGAUACAGCUUAUAAACUGAUAAUAAUAAAUAAUAAUUAAAAAUAAUAUCAUCUUCAAUUUGCAUCUUUAAUUCCUGCGAGUUUUUAGAGAUUUUAGUUUAAUUUCAUUUUGCUCGAGGCUCGCGGCUGUGGUUUUAGCGGUUUAGCCGGUUAGCACAGAGCAGCAGGCCGCAGGGAAUAUGUAACACACGUCACCAUGACAACCAAGUUCAGCAAGACGUACACGCGGAAAGGCGGUGAGGCGAACUCCAAGUUCGAGGAGGUUUUUGGGAACAGGAAAGCCACGCUGAGCACCAAAUGGGGAGAGACAACGUAUAAAGCCCAGCUGGGAUCCAGACGCACCGCCCACACGCCUGCCACGCCCGACACGUCCACGCUGCACAAAAGACCCCGCCUGGAGCACGACGACGAGGCAGACGACCCGUUCGGCUUCGACAGUGAUGAUGAGGAGCAGAGCGAGACGUCCCGAGGCUCUGAGGAAGAACAGAACACAGGGGGUGGAGCUAACGCAGCCCCACCCGUUCAGAGCCCCUCCCCCGCCAUCACCGGAUCCAGACCCUCGUCACACAUGGCUAAAUUAAAGCCCACACUGAAAGACUCGAGCGCUUUUGUAGAACGUUUAAGUGAAAGUUCUCCGUCUGCGCCCUCGGAGGGAGCGUCCACACAAACCGGCACCGCGCCGGACAAUUCCAAACCUGCUGAACAGGAAGUGGGAGGUUCUGAGAUGACGGAGGAGCCAAUCGAUUUUGAGCAACUUCCUCUUAUCAAACCGGCGAGAGACCGUGUCUAUCGAAGAGCCAGUAAGAAAGGAGAACAGGAGAACUCCCAGAAUUCCCAGCUAUCAGAACACAGCAGCAAUAAACCCGUCAGUACCGUCUCCACAAGCGGGUCUACGUCUGCGGGGUCGGAGGUGAAAGGUCGCGGGCGUGUGAGAGAUUACACGCUGCUGCACCCGUCAUGUGUGUCGGUUUGUAACGUCACCAUCCAGGACUCCAUGGAUCGCAGCGUGGAGGAGUGUGUGAGCACCGCGCCGUCCGAUCUGGGGGACGCUGGAAUGUUCCGGAGGAAGACGGAGACACAGCCUCCCAAGUACAGCAGGCAUCGCCCCACUAAGUCCAAGCUGGAGUGCAAGCUGGAGUUUUUUGGCUUUGAGGAUGGAGUGUGUGAGGCCGGGGACUCUGAACCCGGUACCAGCUACAAGAUUAAAUACUUCGGCUUCGACGAGCUUAGUGAAAGCGACAGCGAGGAGGAGGACGACCGACCGGGGAAGAAGGUGAAGAAGAAAGGCGCAGUGGAGACGAGGGCGUCGAUGUUGGACGGUCCUCCGAUCAGCGAAGCUCAGAAUCUCUCACACACUCACACAGAUCCUCAGGAGUGGCAGGAUGAGUCGGGUUCUGGCGGAGCAGACGUACAGAGAGAGCGGGCUGGGAAACACACCGACAAGCUGAUCAGCAGAAAAAUCUUCAAAAAGGUACAGAAGACUCCUACUAAAGCGGUGUACAAUGCUCGUCACUGGAAUCAGCCCGAACCGGAGGAAGCUCCUCCCACCUCCCACAGUGACAUCACACCUAAGCCGAGUCUGUCGAGCGUGAACAAAGACGUGAAUUCUGUAAAAGACGACAACGUGUUUAAAGCCCCCCCACCUCCGCCUAAAGUCACAAAAUCGGUGACCCCGCCCACUGAGCCCCACCCACACACUGCCACUUCAGAACAAAAAGAGCUGUACACAGUUGUCCAGCAGGUGAAGCACUUUAACGACGUGGUGGAAUUCGGAGAGAAUCAGGAAUUUACAGACGACUUUGAGUAUCUGGAGACGGGACUGAAGAGCACACAGCCUCUACACACACGCUGCCUUAGUAUAAUCAGUUUAGCUACACGCUGUGCCAUGCCAAGUUUCCGCAUGCACUUGAGAGCGAGAGGAAAAGUGGCUCAGGUGUUUAACAUGCUGAGCGACGCACCACAACAUCCGAACCUGGCAUUGUGUACGGCAGCACUACUGUACAUCCUCAGUCGGGAUCGGCUCAACAUGGACCUGGACCGCGCCUGUCUGGAGUUGAUGAUCCGUCUGCUGGAGAUGGAGCAGGACGAGUCUGAGGAUCAUCAGAGUAAAGUGAAGGAGAAAAUACAGAAACUGUGCGAAACUGUACACAACAAACAUCUGGACCUAGACAACAUCACUACUGGUCACUUGGCCAUGGAGACUCUUCUCUCAUUGACGUCUAAGAGAGCAGGAGACUGGUUUAAAGAAGAGCUCAGGUUACUGGGAGGACUGGACCACAUUAUAGAUAAAGUGAAAGAGUGUGUGGAAAACCUCGAUACAGAUGAUGAUAAUGAGAACCUGGUGGCCUCGUUAUGGGGAGCGGAGCGCUGUUUACGAGUUCUGGAGAGCGUAACGGUUCAUAAUCCAGAGAAUCAAUCCUACCUGAUUGCCUACAAAGACUCACAACUGAUCAUCUCCUCAGCCAGGGCCCUGAGGCAUUGCGAGUCCAUGAUUCAGCUCUACUGCCGUAAUGUCAUCAACUCUGGUGCCAACUCCGCUCACAGUAACCAUAGCAAUGUGGGAAAAGCAGUGGAGGACUGUCUGAGGGCGGUGCUGGGGGUGAUGUUGAACCUGACACAUGAUAAUGAGUGGGGCAGCACUAAGACAGGCGAGCAGGAUGACCUGAUCAUGACUGUGCUGAACUGCGUGCUUAAAGUUCCUCAGUUUCUCCCUCAGGAGCAGAAAUUUGACAUCCGUGUGCUCGGUCUGGGACUACUGAUCAACCUGGUGGAGUACAGCUCCAGAAACAGGCACUGUCUGGUGGAGCUGGAGGUGGAUUCGAGCUGUCUGUUGGAGGCUGAGAAAGACGGGAGAACGGAGGGGGAGAAGGUGGAAAAAGGAAUGGAGGCUAAAUCCUCCAGUGCUCUCAGUGCACUGGUGCAGCUCUUUCUGGAGCGCGAGAGAGCGGCCAUACAGGCCGAGGCGCAAGCUGAUGACAUCAUCAGCGAGGCACCGAAGUCUCAGGCGGACGAGAGUGGGCAGUGGCAGGUAACGAGCGGAGAGAUGCAGUGGGUCGCCUCCGAAAAUAACAGCGACGACAAGAAGGAGAAAGAGGAAGAGGAGGAGGAGCUGGAUUUUAAUAAAGUCCUGCAGCAUGCUGGUAAACACAUGGAGGACAGUAUAGUGGCAUCGUACACUGCACUGCUGCUGGGGUGUGUGUGUCAGGACAGUCCGGUAAAUGUGAAGGCUGUGAGAGAUAGCCUGCCUAAAGGAGAUUUCUCCAUCAUGACUGAGAUGCUGAAGAAGUUCCUCAACUUCAUGAACCUGACGUGUGCAGUGGGCACCACAGGCCAGAAAUCCAUCGCCCGCGUCAUCGACUAUCUGGAGCACUGUUAGCAUGAUUUCAGAGGAGCUGGCAACCCAAGAGGCUCUAAACAUCAGUUAUGGAGAUGUCUUAUGGAGAUCUCUCACUAACACGCGCACACUCCCCCCCCCCAUACUGCUGACACACACACACACCUGUGCAUUUAUAAGCUGUUGCUUUUUUUAUUUUAAGCUUAAUUUUUGUUAAAUCUCCCAAAUAUGAAUUAAUGGCGUCUGAAUAAUAAACAAUUGUUUGGAAAAAAUGUUUUAAUAAUGAAAUAUCUCGAGCAAGCGUUUCAAGAAAAAAAAUAGUUUUUUAAAAAUAAGCUUAAAAUAAUGGAAUAAAAAGCAUAGGCUUUGUAAUGGAGCUUAUUGAGUGUUAAACAGGGUUAUUAAUGAUUAAUAAUAAUAAAUUUAAUUUUAAAAGUCUUUUAAAUAUUCUGCAGUAGCCAUAAGAAAUACAGCUGCGUGAAAUUGACACGAUUAUUGUCAGGAAAAUAUAAAAAUACAUCAUUUUUUAUUUGAUCAACACCUGAUCAACUAAUCAUGCGGUUCAUUCUAAAAUAAAUAAAUUAUUGAUUUAAUUUAGCUCACGAGUCUGGAUAUAACAAUAGUAACAUGUCCCUGGAAUUUUUUUUAAAUAGAAAAUUUAAGAAAUUAAAUUUAUAUACAUUUUUUUGCAUCUUAAUCAUGAGCUGCAGAUGGAGUUGUAUCAAUCUUAAAUUUUAAUUUGUGACGAAUAUUUCAGUUUAUUUCUGAAUCACGCUUUAAUACUUAAAGCCAUUGUUCUGAUUUUAAGGUGGUAUUGUUGCUAAAUUCCCCUUAUCAUUUAGUGAGGCCUUGGUGUCAAACCGUUCCACCUUAUACCUUUUAUUUAUUUAUUUUUUUUUUUAAUCAAAGCUCAUGGCUUACAUUUUCAGAGGAAAUUUUUUUUAUUUGAAUUUUUCCUCAUUCUUUGAUAUGAGUGGAAUUAAACAAUUCCACCUUAAAUAUUCUAGUAAUAUUUUAACAAGAAUUAAAGACAAAAAAAAAUUAACGAUCUAAAAAUAUCAUGAAUAUUACAUAUUACACCUUUAAAGAACAAUUCGGAUUUUAUUUCAGAUACCCCCCCCCAAAAAAAACAUUUAUACUUGAAAUUGAUUUUUUUUUUAAAUUUAGUAAUUAAAAGUCAUUUUCAUGAGUUUCAUUACUUUUCCUUGUCUAGAUUUUAGAUUAUUUUAGUUUGUUGAAUUUGGGACAUUUUUUUUAAAAAAUGAAUGUGAACUGUUGUAGCUUAAAUAAAGUUUUUUUUUUUUUAAAAAAGAAAAGAAAGAAAGAGAAAAAUUCUGACCCUGUUUGGAAUAAAAAUUUUUCGGAAAAACAAAAAAUUAAAAAAUAAAAAUAUUCAAAUGCCUUUAAUGAUAAAUAAAUUAGUGUAAAAUUAAACAAGAUAAAAAAAUUAGCACAUGGGUUUGAUUAAUUCCAUCCAAAAAAUAUCCAUCAUUUUUUAUUAUAAUUUUUUUAAAUAUUUAAUAUUAAAUUGCGUCAUUUUUUCUUUCUUUUCUCCUGCGUUCUUUUUGUUCCCUUUUAAUCUGUGAGUAAAUAAAUGAUCUCGCUCUAACAAGUGUCCUGUUCCUCACAGAGCCAUACCGCAGAGUAAAAAAUAAAAAUAAAUAAAUAAUUGUAUAUUUUCUGAUUUUUUUAUUUCAUUUUAAAGCUGCAGUAAAGUUUCCUUUUUGAUGAACUCGAGUGGAUUGUUGGUGAAAUAAAUAAAACUCAGUGGUGUGUGUAAAUGUAAAUAUUUCAUGUAAAUAUCUCCUCCUGAACGGUAGACUGGAUGCUCAAGGGUUUGUUUGUUUGUUUUAUACAGUUUUUUUUUUCUUGGUUAUUAUUGCAGGAUAUAAAUAAAAAUCUAUAAAUAUAAAUAUAUAUAUAAUGUGUAUAAACACUUUUUACCCAGUUUUGCGCAGAAUCUUGUCUUUGGUUACCUGUAAAUAAUUUCACCUUUAAUAAAAGC